AUGUCUUUUUUCUUCUUUUACGCUCUCUUUGUUUUUCUUUUUCUUUCAUUUCUUAAUUUUCGACAUUUCAUUUAUUCCCUUUUUAUCACUCUCUUUCUUUUUUACAUUCAAACUUUCACUUUCCUCCUUUCUUUUUCUAUUCGUUUUCUAUUCCUUAUAUUUCUUCUUUUUCUUCUUUAUUUUCCUUUUCUAUCCCACCACCAAAUUCGUCUCGAAAAAUGGACGAACCCGCCCCACAGCAAAGCGUUAUUCCUUUUCAUUCUUCGACACCACUUAUCCCCGUCUUACACUGCCUCAAUCUAUCCCUCUUCCGAGAAGUGCGUAGCGUAUAUUCCAUCAUAUCAAAGAGGUGCGCGGGCAAGCGAAGAUGCUGCCAUUAUUAAUUUGAAAGAUAAAGUGUACAGUUUAACUGCUGCCAUUGUUGUCACUUCUGACACGGACACAAUCGGUCGGUCUGCCUGCCUGUCUGUCUAUCUAUCUAUCUAUCUAUCUAUCUAUCUAUCUAUCUAUCUAUCUAUCUAUCGCAGAAAGAACUUUUCUUUCUUCGUCCAUGAUUUAUGUUGUGCCAGAAGCAAAGAUGACUGCUCACAGUUUAUAAUUAUCAAUUUGACCCGACGCCAUUCCGUUCUUUUAUUUCUUCUGUAA
Messenger RNA from Acanthosepion pharaonis, 645 nucleotides. The record is from the annotation of a GenBank genome assembly. NCBI's taxonomy places the organism in Eukaryota, Metazoa, Mollusca, Cephalopoda, Sepiida, Sepiidae.